Messenger RNA from Callorhinus ursinus (northern fur seal), 2916 nucleotides. The record is from RefSeq and is a predicted model, not a curated record. NCBI's taxonomy places the organism in Eukaryota, Metazoa, Chordata, Mammalia, Carnivora, Otariidae.
AUGAGUGAUGUGAAUCUGAAGUCUGGCCCUUUUGCCUACUCUUCCUCCCGCUCUUCUUGUUCUUCCUCCAGCUCUUCCUCUUGCUCUUCAUCUUCUCCUUGUUAUUUAAUCUCAUCCUUGAUGUCCUCUGCCUCCUCCAACUCCCCUUUUGAAAAUGGGGUCAUGCUGUACAUGGUCUAUUUAAGCAAGGAGGAGCUACAAACAUUCAAGCAGCUUUUAGUGGAUGAGAACCCCAGGCCUGGCUCUGUCCAGAUCACCUGGGACCAGGUGAAGACAGCCAGAUGGGGAGAGGUGGUUCAUCUCUUGGUGGAGUUCUUCCCUGGACGACUAGCUUGGGAUGUGACUCAUGACAUCUUUGCCAAAAUGAACCAGACAGAACUGUGUCUUCGGGUACAGAUGGAGCUAAAUGACAUUCUACCCAACCUGGAGCCAGAGGACCCGAACCCAAGAGAAAUGCCAGUGAAUUUGGAGGAAGGAGAAUCUGAUAAAAUACAAGAAUACAAACUGCACAUUAUGGAUGAGUAUUCCAUGAUACGUAUCGUGACCACUUGGUUUGGGACCCACGUAGACUUCUUCUACCAAGACAUAGAGAGACACGAGAGGUUCUUACCAUGUCUUUUUCUUCCCAAAAGACCUCAAGGUAGACAGCCCAAGACUGUAGUCCUACAGGGAGUCGCUGGGGUUGGAAAAACAAGCUUGGCCAAAAAGGUGAUGUUGGAGUGGGCAGAAAACAAGUUCUACCCCCACAAGUUCUGGUGUGCUUUCUACUUCCAUUGCACGGAUAUGGCCCAGGUGGAUGAGCAGAGCUUCUCCGAGCUGAUUGCCCAUAAGUGGCCCGGGGCACGGUCUCUCAUGUCCAAGAUUAUGUCCAAACCAGACCAACUUCUGCUCCUCUUUGAUGGCUUUGAGGAAGUAACACUGACACUCACGGAUAGACCAGCUGACCUGAGUGAUGACUGGAGCCAGAAAUUGCCUGGGUCUGUCCUCCUGACCAGUUUGUUGAGCAAAAAAAUGCUUCCUGAAGCCACCUUACUGAUCACCCUGAGGUUCACAUCUUGGAGGAAACUUAAGCCCUUCCUAAAACAUCCCUCUUUUAUAACACUUACAGGGUUUAGUAUGAUGGAAAGAGCCAAGUAUUUCAGAACAUAUUUCAGAAACAAGAGGGAUGCUGAUGAAGCCUUGAGUUUUGUCAUGGGAAACACAAUUCUCUUCUCCAUGUGUCAGGUCCCUGUGGUUUGCUGGAUGGUGUGUUCUUGUCUGAGACAGCAGAUGGAGAGAGGAGCAGAUCUUGCACAGUCAUAUCCAAAUGCCACAGCUGUAUUCGUCCAAUAUCUGUCUAGCUUAUUUCCAACCAAACCUGGAAGACUUCCCAGUAACACUCAUCAGAAGCAACUGGCAGGUCUGUGUUACUUGGCUGCAGAAGGUAUGUGGAACAUGCGAUGGGUAUUUGACACGAAAGACCUUGAGCAAGCCAAGCUGGAUAAGACCGCUGUUGCUACUUUUCUCCGUGUGAAUAUUUUUCAAAGGGUGGCAGGUGACAGAGACCGUUAUGCUUUUGCCGUCAUAAGCUUCCAGGAGUUUUUUGCUGCCUUGUUGUACGUUCUGUGCUUCCCACAAAGACUCAGAAGUUUCUGGGUGUUGGACCGUGUUCAGAUCAUACGCCUGAUAACAUAUCCCGGAAGAAAAAAAAACUAUCUUGCUCAGAUGGGGCUUUUCUUAUUUGGUCUUUUAAAUGAAACAUGUGCUUCAGCUGCAGGGAAGUCAUUUGGAUGCAAGCUGUCCCUGGGUAAUAAGAAGAAAUUGCUGAAAGUGGCAGCCCUGUCAUAUGAAUGUAACCCACCAACCGUGCACCAUGGCGUCCCACAGCUAUUCUACUGUCUGCAUGAAAUCCAGGAGGAGGCAUUUGUGAGUCAGAUCCUAAGUGAUUGUCAGAAAGCUGCUUUGAUCAUCAACAAGAAGAAAGACAUGCAAGUGUCUGCUUUUUGUCUUAAGCACUGUCAACGUUUGCGGGAUCUAGAACUGACUAUUACUCUGACCAUCACCCAAGUGUGCUCACUCCACCCGGAUCCCCUCCAUUCCACUGAAUGUCUACAUCCCUCCAUGUUGAACGAAGACUUAAUCCAAGUUUUGAUUGAAAACCGGUAUCUGAGAUACUUGGAAAUACAAGUCACAGAAGUGAGAUGUGAGGCCAUGGAGUUUCUGUGCACAGCCUUGAAAAGCCCACGGUGCUAUCUGCAGUGUCUGAGGUUGGAAGACUGCUCGGUUACCCCUAAGUGUUGGGUUGAUCUUGCCAGGGAUCUUGGAAGUAACAAACACUUGAAGACACUAAUGCUAAGAAGUAGCUGCCUGGAGACAUUUGGGGCAUAUUGCCUGUCAGUGGCCCAACUGGAGAAGCUGGUAUUGGAGAACUGUGACCUCACCCUGCUUACCUGUAAAAGUCUUACGUCUUCCCUCAAGAGUAAUGGGAUGCUGACCCAUCUGAGCUUGGCAGAAAAUGCCUUGAAGGACGAAGGAGCCAAACAGCUUUGCAGUGCCCUACAGCACCCUGCGUGUCCUCUACAGAGGCUGGUGCUGAGAAACUGUGCCCUGACCUCUGACUGCUGUCAAGACUUGGCCUCUGCUCUGGAUAAAAACAAAAAUUUGAGAAGCCUGGACCUUGGUUUUAACAGCCUGAAGGACGAUGGAGUUAACCUGCUCUUUGAGGCCCUCACGAAACCCAAGUCUGGCCUCCAGAUUCUGGAGCUGGAAAAGUGCCUAUUCACCUCUGUCUGCUGCCAGACUAUGGCUUCCAUGCUCCUCCACAACCAGAGCCUGAGAUACCUGGACGUGAGCAAGAACGACAUUGGGCACAGGGGUAUAGUGCUCCUGCGGGAGGCCUUCCAGCAGCGCAAGUGGAAAGAGAAGGUUGUUCUGUAA